Amphibalanus amphitrite is the source of this 1944-nucleotide messenger RNA. RefSeq lists its product as uncharacterized. Lineage: Eukaryota; Metazoa; Arthropoda; Thecostraca; Balanomorpha; Balanidae. The record is from RefSeq and is a predicted model, not a curated record. Bases 1 to 1944 code for a protein of 647 amino acids. The transcript has a single exon.
AUGGAGGAGCUACUGGCUGCUAGGUCGUGUCUCCGCACAAAGGCUACUAAAGCGUGCAACGAUCUCCGAUCAUACCGGGAAGGAGAUCGGGCCUCCCUAGAUCAGGACCAGCUUGCCCUCAAACUCCAUCAUGUGGAGAAGAUCCAUGCUGAACUACAGGCUGUUCAGGUUCAGCUGGACAAACAGGGUCAAGCCGAUGAGACGGAUCAUGUUCAGACUCUAGAGGAUGAGGCUUUCCUCGGUUCUCGCCUUUUGACUCGCCUCGAGAAGGCAGAGGAGGCCCAGUUCAGGGCAGAGUCGAUGAAGGCAGCUGGUAGCGCCGAUUUGAAAUCAUCUCUCACCGUGGCGAUUCCCACAUUCGAUGGUGAUGUGAUGAGAUGGCCCGAGUUCUGGGAACUGUUUUCGAUUGCUGUGCACGACAACCAGUGCUAUGCCAACGUUCAGAGAUUCGUGGUCCUCAAGUCGCAUCUUGCCGGAGCGGCAUUGAGGGCCAUUCAGGGCAUCCCGGUCACGGGUGACGGGUAUGUGCAGGCGGUGUCAGCUCUGAAAGCGCGAUUUGACCUCGAGAAUGUGCGACGGGAGACUCUCUUGAAGGAGCUGAUGAACAUGUCAUCAGUCCGCCACGGUGACUUGAAGGCCAUGCGAUCCUUCAUAGAUCACCUGUCUGCGCGCACGAGAGCUCUCAGCACUCUGGGUGUCUCCUCAGAGAGCCUAUCCAGCCUGCUGCUGCCCAUGGUGAAGGGCAAUAUCCCGGAAGACUGGCGUCUGGAGUGGGCCCGGCGAUCGAGUCACCACUUUGAUGACUUCCUGGUGUUUUUGAAGGAGGAGAUUCGGGUCAGAGAGCUUGCUAGGGGCCCGAAUAGUGAAUGCUCUGCUGUUGACCCACCAGCAACGUUCUCGGUGACCACCAGAGACCUCGACUCUGAACACCUGGCCAGGGAAUGUCUGGGCAGUCCGUGUGCUGAGCGUGGCCGCCAGCAUCACUCGCUGCUGCAUGAUGCGGAGCUUGGAACGCAGCAUUCACCCUCAGCAGUUUCUGAGUUGAGCCCUGAUGCUGAACCACUCCAGCCUCCUGAGCCUCCUGCUCCGGGUACUUGUGCAGAGGCUCAGACACACGGUGUUGAGCUGUCCAGCCGUCACCGAUAUAAUGUCAGCUCUACAGGAAAGAGCUUCUUGCAAACCGCUGCUGUUGUGGCAGCAGGUCCCAAUGGCCGCACGCCGGCACGUGAUCUCCUUGAUGGAGGAUCUGACGCCUCCUAUGUCAGGAGCUCCCUGGCUCUGGAGCUGGGACUACCUGAUAAGGGCUCCGACACAUUUGCCUGUAUCGGGUUCCAUGAGAGAACCGAGCAGCCUUGCGCCUAUGAUCGAGAUGAGGUUGAUAUUGAAAGUCGUUUCGGUGGACCGUCAGUCAAACUUGACAUGAAGAGCACAGACGUGCUGUGCUCACCACCCCCAACUGCUCAGCCGCCUCGGUUGCCGUCUGAGAUCCAGACGGCUGAUGAUUUCCGGGGCGGUGAGGUUGACGUCCUCGUAGCGGCUGAUGACGUGCAUCAGGUCGUCCUACAGGAUCAGUUGGAGGCUGAUGGGCUGAGAGCCAUCGAUACUAUUUUUGACUAUGGGCUGAAAGGUGGAGACAGUGAUGGUCCCCACACGAGCCAGUGCCCUUCUAGUCGGCCCGAUGCUGCUGACUGGGACGCGAGCCCAACUGGCAUUCAUGGAAAGGAGAUGUGCGACUCACACUCAAACCCGCAGCUGAUGAGUGAGAAGCUGCAUGAGCCGCCCCCGAUCUGGGGCUCUGACGAGAGGCCGACAUAUGGCCGCUGCUCCCGGCCGUCGUGGUGCCGUGAGGCGCCCUCGAUCGUCGGCCUCCGACCCAUCCCGUCGGUGCAGAGGAAGCACCCCGGCGGAAUCUGGCGGUGGCAUCGGUGGCGCCGUCGAGGGUGA